Molecule: messenger RNA, 1651 nt
Organism: Solanum dulcamara
Lineage: Eukaryota; Viridiplantae; Streptophyta; Magnoliopsida; Solanales; Solanaceae
Product: 7-deoxyloganetic acid glucosyltransferase-like
Exons: 2
Coding region: 56-1468 (470 amino acids)
Molecular function (GO): UDP-glycosyltransferase activity
Source: RefSeq, a predicted model, not a curated record
UUGUCAUUAUAUAAGAUGCAAAAGGAAACACACAAGCAUAGUUACAACUAUUAAGAUGGAUCCAUUGGGUUUGGUACCCCAUGUUAUCAUCUUCCCUUUCCCUGCACAUGGUCAUGUUAACUCCAUGCUUAAACUAGCACACCUUCUUUCUCUUUCCAACUUCCACAUCAUCUUUCUUGUCACCGUCGACACACAUGACCGCCUCCUCAGUCACACAGAUGUACUAUCCCGAUUUGGUAGCGAAUUCCAGUUGCAAGCACUCCCCCAUGAGAUUUCUAUGGAUGUGGUGAAUACUCGUGAUGGAAUAUCGAUGCUAUACGAUUCUCUAAACACAUUUGCCAAACCAUUUCUUAGAGAAUUCAUAGCGAAUUCUACCGUGACAUGUCUCAUCGCCGACGGAAUCUUAAGCAUGGCGGCUGACGUAGCCCAAGAAAUCAACUUGCCUAUCAUCUAUUUCCGCACCGUCAGUGCUUGUUCCUUCUGGUCCUACUUUUGCAUCCCUGACCUAAUUCAAGCUGGACAACUUCCCCUCAAAGGAAAUGCAAUGGACUUGACAUUGAUGAAGGUAAAAGGCAUGGAAGAUUUUCUGAGAGGUCGAGACCUUCCAAGCUUUUGUCGGGCGAGUGACUUAACUAGUCCGGAUAUCAGGAUAGUAAUGACUGAGACGCGACAAACCCCUCGAGCACGAGGGCUCAUACUUAACACAUUUGAAGAUCUUGAAGGGCCCAUACUUUCUCAUAUUCGAACUGUUUGUCCAAAUGUUUACACAAUUGGAGCAGUUCAUGCCCUUUUAAAGGCUAGACUUGCAACAAAAUCUACCUCUUCAAACAGUUUGUGGCAAGAAGAUGAAAGUUACUUGUGUUGGCUUGACACGCAGCCACCAAAAUCUGUGAUAUAUGUUAGUUUUGGAAGUGUUGCAGGGCUGACUAAAGAUGAGUUGUUAGAAUUUUGGUAUGGUCUAGUGAAUAGUGAGCAAAAGUUCUUGUGGGUGAUGAGGCCAGACUUGCUAAUAGGACAAGAGAAAAAAUAUGAGAUUCCUAUAGAGUUGGAUCAGGGUACAAAGGCAAGGGGCUACAUGGCUGAUUGGGUUCCACAAGAAAAGGUGUUGGCACAUAGAGCAAUUGGGGGUUUCCUGACUCACUCCGGGUGGAAUUCCACAUUGGAGAGUAUAGUUGAAGGUGUACCUAUGAUUUGCUGGCCAAGAUUUGCUGAUCAACAAAUCAAUAGUAGAUUUGUUGGAGGGGUUUGGAAGAUGGGACUGGACAUAAAAGAUACAUGUGACAGAGACAUCAUUGCAAAAUCAAUUAGAGAUCUGAUGGAGAAGAGAAAUGGUGAAUUCUCGCAAACAACAAAGCACAUGGCAACUUUGGCAAAAAGAGCUGUCAAUGAAGGUGGGUCGUCAUACGUUAAUCUCGACCGUCUUAUACAGGACAUAAGAUCUAUGAUUCCUUCGUUCAAACAGGACUGAUCCAAGCUUUUGUUAGCUGGGAUUAAAUUGUUGCCUAGACAUUGCAGAUUUAUUCUGAAUAACCUUAGCAACAAAUAUAUCUUCACUUUUACAACUGCAGUCUUUUGCAAGUAGCUCUGCAGUAAUAAAUAAACUAAGCUUUACCAAUGGGGAGGAUCAAUUGUUUAAGAAAAAUAAAGAUAU